CUGCUCGGUUACACGCUUUCAUUUCCAGCACAUCGCGAUUUCGGCCAUUUCUACGGAAGCAGUUAUAUUGCCGCCCCUGAUGGAAGUCGAACACCUGGUUUAUCACGUACUAGAGAUGGAGUACUUGUCGUAGAGCUUGACCUCAAUCUUUGCCGACAAACUAAGGACAGCUGGGGCUUCAGGAUGACGAACAGGCUGGAUCUAUACGCAGAUAGUUUCACGAAGGCUGCUCAACCUUACUACAAACCCGAUAUUCGAAAGGAAACCUAA
Molecule: messenger RNA, 270 nt
Organism: Cooperia oncophora
Lineage: Eukaryota; Metazoa; Nematoda; Chromadorea; Rhabditida; Trichostrongylidae
Source: the annotation of a GenBank genome assembly